Molecule: messenger RNA, 1939 nt
Organism: Daucus carota subsp. sativus
Lineage: Eukaryota; Viridiplantae; Streptophyta; Magnoliopsida; Apiales; Apiaceae
Product: digalactosyldiacylglycerol synthase 2, chloroplastic
Exons: 6
Coding region: 333-1796 (487 amino acids)
Biological process (GO): galactolipid biosynthetic process
Cellular component (GO): chloroplast outer membrane
Molecular function (GO): digalactosyldiacylglycerol synthase activity
Source: RefSeq, a predicted model, not a curated record
GGUCGAGCAUAAAAGUAAAGCUAGAAUCUAUCUGAGCUCGCUGUCUCUGAACACGCAAUUGAAGCGAAGCAAUCAUUUUUUAAGACAGAAUAAAGGGGACAGCUAGAUCUGGCGCAACAAAAAUACCCACUUCAUAUUCGCAUCUUCUUCAGCAUCACCCUCUUGCUUUUACACUACUUGUAUCUUUUUUUUAUACUUUACUUUUUCUUCUUUUAUUUACCAUCUUUCAAUCAUUCUUCUUCUGCUUGCUUAGCUUUCAUUUUCUUCCAACCCCUGAAGAGACUUGAGGUGGUGGAUCUGAAACCAGAUAUAGGUGUUCAGUUCAUAAUUGAAUGGAAAAGAAACAACAUAUAGCAAUUUUCACUACGGCAAGCCUUCCAUGGAUGACUGGAACUUCUGUUAAUCCUCUUUUCCGUGCAGUAUAUUUAUCAAAAGAUGAGGAAAGGAUUGUUACCUUGGUAAUUCCUUGGCUGUCUAAGGGAGAUCAGGAACAUUUGUAUCCCAAUAAUAUCACAUUUGACUUGCCCUCGCAGCAAGAGUUAUAUGUACGUCAGUGGCUUGAGGAAAGAAUUGGGUUCAAAUCUACUUUCCGCAUACUGUUUUAUGCUGGAAAGUUUUCCAAGGAGAAGAGGAGCAUUCUUGCUGUAGGAGAUAUUACAGAGAUCAUUCCUGAUGAGGAGGCAGAUAUCGCUGUCCUUGAGGAACCAGAGCACUUAACAUGGUAUCAUCAUGGAAAGAGAUGGAAAACCAAAUUCAGCCUGGUUGUAGGUGUUGUUCACACGAACUAUUUGGAAUAUGUGAGGAGAGAAAAAAAUGGGCGAUUACAAGCCUUCCUUCUUAAAUACAUGAACAGUUGGGUUGUUAAUAUCUACUGCCACAAGGUAAUAAGGUUAUCUGCAGCCACCCAAAAUCUUCCGAGAUCUGUAAUCUGCAAUGUUCAUGGAGUCAACCCAAAGUUCCUCGAGAUCGGGAUGAAAAAGAAAGAGCAACAAGAACAACUUGGGGAUAAGGUUUUCAAUAAAGGUGCUUACUACAUUGGAAAGAUGGUGUGGAACAAGGGCUACAAAGAGUUACUUAAACUUCUUCAUUCUCAUCAAAAGGAGCUAAAAGGACUUAAGAUUGAUUUAUAUGGUAGUGGUGAGGAUUCUGAUCAAGUCAAGGAAGCUGCAAAAAAGUUGGAUUUACAGAUUCAAGUUUAUCCCGGGCGUGAUCAUGCUGAUCCUGUAUUUCAUGACUAUAAAGUUUUUCUAAAUCCGAGCACGACGGAUGUUGUCUGUACAACAACAGCAGAGGCACUAGCUAUGGGCAAAAUAAUUGUAUGUGCCAAUCAUCCCUCAAAUGAAUUUUUCAAGCAGUUCCCCAAUUGCCGAAUGUAUGAAGAUGGGAAUGGAUUUGUAGAAGCUACAUGCCGAUCACUAGACGAGGAGCCUACUCCACUAAGUGAUGCGGAGAGGUAUACGCUGUCAUGGGAAGCUGCAACAGAGCGGUUUUUGAAGUCUGCAGAGCUGAGCACUGCACCCAAAAGAAAUUUACCUAGGACUCCAAAACCAUUUCUGUCUACAUCUUUUUCCCUUUCGAGAAAUCUGGAGGAUGCGUCAGCGUUGAUGCAUUACAUGGGAACUGCACUUGUGAGUUCAGAGCCAGAUGAAGAACAACGCAAAGAGCUUGGCAUGGCAACACCUUCUACGCAAAAGGGAUUUACCUUCUUCAUUUCUCUGGUUUCUGUGGUUUCCGUGUUGUAUAAAUUUGCUCAUGGAAGAGGAGAGCUAGACGGUGAAAGCUCUAAAGUAAAUUAAUUUUAAUUUGGAACGUGUAUAUAAAGUAAAUUAAACUGAAAAUACAAAUAUGUACAUGCUUUACUCCGUGAUGCUCUUUCAUGGCGGCCUGGCAGGUGAUGUAAUACAAGUAUAUAACUAUCAGACUUUCUUGUUAUUUUCUU